This is a messenger RNA of Calliphora vicina (urban bluebottle blowfly), 1584 nucleotides long. RefSeq lists its product as uncharacterized. The transcript has 2 exons. The coding region runs from base 35 to 1483 and encodes 482 amino acids. The record is from RefSeq and is a predicted model, not a curated record. Lineage: Eukaryota; Metazoa; Arthropoda; Insecta; Diptera; Calliphoridae. Gene Ontology annotation, molecular function: DNA binding.
GAUAUCGUUAUGUAGGUCAUAUAACAGAUCAGUUAUGCGCCUAGAGUUACGCAUCCAAGAAGCCAAACAGAAAGGUUCAUAUAAUCCUAACAAUGACUAUAGCAGUUAUUGGGCUUAUUUUGGACACAUGGACUUUAUGAAAGAUAAUACAAAUAAUUCGAUUAAAUUAUUAAAUCGUAAUUCAGCUGACAAAUUUAAGUUAAUCGCUGAAGUCCGAAAAAGGCCUGAACUAUGGUGUAUUAAAAGCAAAGAAUAUAUGCCCCGUUCAACUUUACAAACGAUUUGGGAGGAUCUGGCUCAGGCUAUGGGAGCAGAAGUUGAUGAGUGCAAGCUUAAAUGGACAAGAUUACUGAAGGGGUAUCGAGUAGAAGUUAAGAAGUUAGAGUUACGUAUUAAUGAAGAUAAAUUGAACGGUUCAUAUAAUCCGAAAAAGGAAUAUAGAUCUAAGUGGAUAUUUUAUGAACGCAUGAAAUUUUGUGAUGACUUUAAAAACCCAAGUCUCAUGGAACUUGAGAACACAUUUGUUAAUGUCAACCAUAGUGACGAUAAUGACGCAAACCAAGUUUCCAAAUUUCAAAAUAAUAAGAUGAAACCAGAGCUUGAUCUAGAACCAGAAGUGUAUUUACCAGAUGACGAAGAUAGUUCACCUGAAACACCUGUCGGUGUGAAAUCAAAUUUUAGCGGUCUUAAUUUACCGGAAAACCAAGAGCCAGCAGAUGAUAAACCAACAACUUCACAUUGGAAGUCCGCUAACGGGGAACCUGGGCUAGAUUUAGAACCAGAAGUGUAUAUACCCGACGAUGAAGAUUAUGACACUGACAGCCAAAUGUCUGACAUAGAAUUUAUAAGCGAACAAAAUUCUCCUUCAAACCAAGAGUCAGCAAAUGAUAAACCAUUGUCAACAGGUGUUUUAACCGCUAAUGCGGAACCUGAGCUCGAUCUAGACCCAGAAGUGUAUAUAAUCGACGAUGAAGAUUAUGACACUGACAGUCAAAUGUCUGGCAUAGAAUUUUUAAGCGAACCAAAUUCUCCUCAAAACCAAGAGUCAGCAAAUGAUAAACCAUCGUCAACAGGUAUUUUAUUGGAGGAUAUUGAAAAAGAGCAGCAUAACUUAACAAAGUCCGCUAAGGUGUAUGCACUCGACGAUGAAGACGAAGACACUGACAGCCAAAUGUCUGGCAUAGAAUUUUUAAGCGGACAAAAUUCUCCUCUAAACCAGAAGUCAGCUGACGAUAUACCAUCGUCAACAGGUGGUAACUGCACUAAACGAUCAUAUGAUCAGGCGAAUUCACUGGAAGAUCUCGAAAAAGAUGAACAUAAUUCAAUUAAAACGGCUCGUUCCAAUGACAUGGUUCCUGUUACCGAUGACGACUAUAGUUUCUUGGUCAGUUAUUUGCCGAAAAUGAAAAAGUUUAAUGAGUUGCAAAAUUUAGAGUUUCGUGCAAAAAUUACCGAUUUGAUGUUGGAUAUUGAGAAAGAAUGAAAAUUCUGAUAAUUAUUCUAGGUUUGUUAGUGUUUGAAACUUUAUUUAGCAAUUUCAAUAAUAAAUAAAAAUAAUUUAAAACUAUCUUUACUUAAUAAAAA